Messenger RNA from Cooperia oncophora, 330 nucleotides. NCBI's taxonomy places the organism in Eukaryota, Metazoa, Nematoda, Chromadorea, Rhabditida, Trichostrongylidae. The record is from the annotation of a GenBank genome assembly.
AUGCGAAGCCUUUCUAUUCUGCUCGUUGCCAUUUUCGCCACUGUUGCCAUUGGCAUCAGCGUCAAUGUUGGAGUCCAGACCUCAGAGCUGGCGUCACUCGAGUGUGACAUGUGUGAAAUGGCAGUAAAAACUGUUGUACCCAUGCUGGACCAGGACACGAAAGAUAUCGAAAACGCCGUGAAUGAGGAAUGCAAGAAACUGCUGCACAAAAUUCCAUUCGCAACAUCGAAAUGUAAGAAGUUCGUUGAUGAAGAUCUGAACAAAAUCAUAAAGGAACUUGAGUCCGGUACCGCUCCUGCUGACGUUUGCAAGAAGAUCGGCAUGUGCUGA